AUGUCUAAAAUUGAUACCACUGAGAACAGCGCCAUCCUCGUCUGGUCCCAACAAGAUAGGUUCACCACAGGCAACAAUGAUUCCUCAGGGUGGAAGUGCUGGACGACGAGUCCCGGCGAGAACUGGUACCGCACCGAUUUCGACGACUCGACGGGUGGGAACGGCUUCAAGGUGGGGCAGAGCGUCCUGCUCAGCGGGGCGUCCAGCGUCAAUGGCAUGUACCCGAACGGUGACGCGAAAUUUUUUUACAAGUUUGUGGUGGUGGUAGUGGCGCUUGUGGUGAUGGUGGUGGUGGUACUAGGUGCUACUGGUGGGGGUGCUACUGAUAUUCUCAACAACACACAGCUCGAAUUCAAGCAUCACGUCAUGCAAAAUUUGCUUGCGACAGUUUGGAAUCUCUUUGCAUUCGAACAAAGUCACGGCGAAAGCAUGACCAAUCGCCUUAACCAUUACACCAUCCUGUCGCACAAAUAA
Molecule: messenger RNA, 474 nt
Organism: Helobdella robusta
Lineage: Eukaryota; Metazoa; Annelida; Clitellata; Rhynchobdellida; Glossiphoniidae
Exons: 3
Coding region: 1-474 (157 amino acids)
Source: RefSeq, a predicted model, not a curated record